GGAAUGCAGGUCUCAGAACAAAUAAAGCGCUUCAACCAAUAGAAAAAAACUACAUCUCCAUAUCAUGAACCAGGAAGAGGUUAUUUGACACACGGAACUGGAGUGCCAAUUCACGGUCGAGCGCUGUGUGUGAUUCAGAUAAUUAUGCGAUAUUUCCUUUACAUCUAUUUGUAUUAACAAUUUGUGGAGAUCUGCCACACGACUAUAUUCCCACAUUGCUGUGAGGUCAGCGCGAUUGGUGGCUAUUCCCUGCAAAAUAUUUGGUGAUGCGCGCGGUGAGCUCUGCCAGACGAGAGGCCAUAGCAACAACACACAGCUCGUCUCAAGUACUGACUUAACCUGACUUCUUGGUUUCAUCUUAUCUCACAAUGCAGUCUUACUCCUCCCAAGGAAAGCUGGUGCGGAAUGGGGAGAAGAAUAAGUUAGUGAUCUGUAUAGAGGGGAAUAUUGCUAGUGGGAAGACAACAUGCCUGGAGUAUUUCAGCAAAACCAGUAACAUUGAGGUGCUGACUGAGCCAGUUUCCAAAUGGAGGAAUGUUCGAGGGCACAACCCCCUGGGGUUAAUGUACCAGGACCCGACUCGAUGGGGCAUCACUCUACAGACCUAUAUUCAGCUAACCAUGCUGGACCAACACCUCUCAACAAUAUCAGCCCCAAUGAGAAUGAUGGAAAGGUCCAUCUACAGUGCCAAGUACAUCUUUGUGGAAAAUCUUUACAGAAGUGGGAAGAUGCCCGAGGUGGACUUUGCUGUUCUUAGUGAGUGGUUUGAGUGGAUCACUCAGAACAUUGCCGUUCCUGUGGAUCUUAUCGUUUACCUCCAGUCGUCUCCACAGACCUGCCAUGAGAGGCUAAAAGAGAGAUGCAGGGAGGAGGAGAAGAUCAUUCCUUUGGAAUAUUUAGAGGCAAUCCAUCAGCUGUAUGAAGACUGGCUGAUAAAGAAGACGUCCUUCAAUGUUCCUGCUCCAGUCCUUGUAAUUUCGGCAGACGAUGACCUGCAGAAGAUGAUCCUCCAGUAUGAGGAGAACAGAGAGAAGAUUUUAUCAGGGAGCAAUGUGUGACUGAAGUACAGUGCCUUCGAAAAUUAUUCAGACCCCUAGACUUUUUUGACAUUUUGUUAGGUUACAGCCUAAUUUUUUCCCCCCUCAUCAAUCGACUCACAAUGCCCCAUAAUGACAAAGCAAAAACAGGUUUUUAGUAAUGUUUGCUAAUUCAACUUUGUUGAAGCACCGUUGGCAGCGAUUACAGCCUUGAGUCCUCUUGGGUAUGACGCUACAAGCUUGCCACACCUGUAUUUGGGGAGUUCCUCCCAUUCUUCUCUGCAGAUCCUCUCAAGCUCUGUCAUGUUGGAUGGGGAGUGUUGCUGCACAGCUGUUGUCAGGUCUCCAGAUACGUUUGAUCGGGUUCAAAUCUGGGCUCUGGCUGGGCCACUAAAGGACAUUCAGAGACUUGUCCACGAAGCCACUCCUGCGUUGUCUUGGCUGUGUGCUUAGGGCCGUUGUCCUGUUGGAAGGUGAAACUUCACUCCGGUCUGAGUUCCUGAGCACUCUGUAGCAGGUUUUAAUCAAGGAUCUCUCUCUGUACUUUGCUCCAUUCAUCUUUCCCUCGAUCCUGACUAGUCUCCCAAUCCCUGAUGCUAAAGAAACAUCCCCACAGCAUAAUACUGCCACCACCAUGCUUCACCGUAGGGAUGGUGCCAGGUUUCCUCCAGACGUGACACUUGGCAUUCAGGCCAAAAAGUUCAAUAUUGGUUUCAUCAGACCAGAUAAUCUUGUUUAUCAUGGUCUGAGAGUCUUUAGGUGCUUUUUGGCAAACUCCAAGUGGGCUGUCAUGUGCUUUUUACUGAGGAGUGGGUUCUGUCUUGUCACUCUACCAUAAAGGCCUGAUUUGUGGAGCGCUGCAGAGAUGGCAGAGCCUUCCAGAAGGACAAUCAUCUCCACAGAAGGACUCUAGAGCUCUGUCAGAGCAACGAUCGGGUUCUUGGUCACUACCCAGACCAAGACCCUUCUCCCCCGAUUGCUCAGUUUAGUCGGGCGGCCAGCUCUAGGAAGAGUCUUUGUGGUUCCAAACUUCUUCCAAUUAAGAAUGAUGUAGGCCACUGUGUUCUUGGGGACCUUCAAUGCUGCAGAAAUGUUUUGGUACCCUUCCCCAGUUCUGUGUCUCGACACAAUCCUGUCUCUGAGCUCUACGGACAAUUCCAACUGUCAACUAUGGGACCUUACAGUGCCUUGCAAAAGUAUUCAACCCCCCCUGGCGUUUUUACAAUUUUGUUGCAUUACAACAUGUAAUUUGAAUUAAUUUUUAUUUGGAUUUCAUGUAAAAUAGUCCAAAUUGGUGAAAUGAAAAAAAUGACUUGUUUCAAAACAUUAUUCACCUUUUUGCUAUGAAGCCCCUAAAUAAGAUCUGAUGCAAUCAAUUACCUUCAGAAGUCACAUAAUUAGAUUGCACACAGGUGGACUGUAUUUAAGUGUCACAUGGUCUCUGUAUGUAUGUAGGUAUGUGUGUGUGUGUGUGUGUGUGUGUGUGUGUAUAUAUAUAUAUAUAUAUAUAUAUAUAAACACCACUCAGCAAGGGGCACCACCAAGCAUGUGGCACAAUGAGAAUAAGAGCACCUCUUCCCAGCUGCCCACUGCACUGAGGAUAGGAAGCACUGUCACCACCCAUAAAUCUACGAUAAUCGAUCAUUUCAAUAAGCAUUUUUCCACGACUGGCCAUGCUUUCCACCUGGCUACCCCUACCCCGGCCAACACCUCAGCACCCCAUGCAGCAACUGGUUCACCAACUACUUCUCAGACAGAGCUCAGUGUGUCAAAUCGGAGGGCCUGUUGUCCGGACCUCUGGCAGCUCUAUCGGGGUGCCACAGGGCUCAGUUCUCUGGAUGACUCUUUUCUCUGUGUAUAUAUAUAUCAAUGAUGUCGCUCUUGCUGCUGGUGAUUUUCUGAUCCACCUCUAUGCAGACGACACCAUUCUGUAUACAUCUGGAUCUUUGGACACUGCUAACAAACCUUCAAAGCCAUACAACACUCCUUCCGUGGCCUCCAACUGCUUUUAAAUGCUAGUAAAAUGAAGUGCAUGCUCUUCAACCGAUUGCUGCCCGCACCCUCCCACCUGACUAGCAUCACUACUCUGGACGGUUCUGACCUAGAAUAUGUGGACAACUACAAAAUUUCGCAACAAAGCCUCUUUCACUCACAAUGUCAUUUACAAGAUGGCCUCCAACACUCUACUCAGCAAACUGGAUGUAGUCUUAUCACAGUGCCAUCCGUUUUGUCACCAAAGGCCCAUAUACUACCCACCACUGCGACCUCUAUGCUCUCGUUGGCUGGCCCUCACUAUAUAUCCGUCGCCAAACCCAAUGGCUCCAGGUCAUCUGUAAGUCUUUACAAGGUUAAGGGGGCCUUAUAUCAGCUCACUGGUCACCAUAGCAACACGCACCCGUAGCACACGCUCCAGCAGAUUUAUUGCACUGGUCAUAUUGAAUAGUUAUGCACGCUCAAGUUUUCAUUUUUUUUUGUGUUAUUUGUUAUUUCACAAUACAAAAUAUUUUGCAUCUUCAAAGUAGUAGGCAUGUUGUGUAAAUCAAAUGAUACAAACCCCCUAAAAAUAUAUUUUAAUUCCAGGUUGUAAGGCAACAAAAUAGGAAAAAUGCCAAGGGGGGUGAAUACUUUCGCAAGCCACUAUAUAGACAGGUGUGGGCCUUUCCAAAUCAUGUCCAAUCAAUUGAAAUUACCACAGUUGGACUCCAAGUUAUAGAAACAUCUCAAGUAUGAUCAAUGGAAACGGAUGCAAGCUCAAUUUCGAGUCUCAUAGCAAAGUGUCUGAAUACUUAUGUAAAUAAGGUAUUUCUGUUUUUUAUUUUUUAUAAAUUUGCAAACAUUUCUUAACCAGUUUUUUUGCUUUAUUAUGGGGUAUUGUGUGUGGAAUUCCUGAGGAUUGUAAUUUAUUUAAUACAUUUUAGCAAAAGGCUGUAACGUCAAGGGGUCUGAAUACUGUAAAGUCAAGGGGUCUGAAUACUUUCCGAAGGCACUGUAUAUAUGCUGCACCAACAAUGGCAGUAAAUAUGUUUGUUGUCUGUAAGCAGGUAAUUAUAGUCCAAGAGAGAACACCAGAAUGAGCUUGUGGAGUUUGUUAUCUUACACACUGUCUUAGAACAACUCUCUGACCGGUACAUUUUCAGACCGCAAGUAUUCCAUACUGUAUAUUUACUGCUACAAGUCGCAUUCCAACAUAUGUUACAUAAGCACUUGCUCGUUUUUGUUUGUUUCACUGACCAUGAUGGAUUGUCUCUCUACGGGAACAUGGUACACUGUUGGUUUCUUAACGUUGGUCACGUGGUGUCAGCCCUAAAAUAAUACCUCCAUUUUACAGCUGCUGGGACAUAGCGGUAUCACCUCUGUAAUACAAAGCAUAUAUUUUAGGGGGCUGCUGACUAACAUACUGUAUAUUUACUGCUACAAGUCGCUUUCCAACAUGUGCCGAGAUGUGUUUUGCUCUUAUUUUAUUUACUGCUAAUAUAUAGAGGAACAUGUUGUCAGGCUGGAAUUGCACUUAGUUGUGAACAGGACCAGCAGUUAUUGUGCUAAAGAUUGUACUCUUUUGCUGAGAUCGUUUCAAUAAAUACCUAAAAGGGGA
Oncorhynchus keta (chum salmon) is the source of this 4629-nucleotide messenger RNA. Its product is annotated as thymidine kinase 2, mitochondrial. Gene Ontology annotation, cellular component: mitochondrion; cytoplasm. Lineage: Eukaryota; Metazoa; Chordata; Actinopteri; Salmoniformes; Salmonidae. The transcript has 10 exons. The record is from RefSeq and is a predicted model, not a curated record. Gene Ontology annotation, molecular function: ATP binding; deoxynucleoside kinase activity. Gene Ontology annotation, biological process: nucleobase-containing compound metabolic process. Bases 369 to 1058 code for a protein of 229 amino acids.